AUGGGUGAUACUGAAACAUCACUGUUUCAAGGGCAGACAGCCUGGUUCUCCAAUAGUGUGCUGGAGGAAAAGAUUAAACUUUGGGAACACCACGGAGGUUUACUCGCAGGAAUUGACCAUGCUCAGUUUGUUUUUAGUGAAGAUGAGGAGGCACCUGAUACAAAAAUGAUAUUUAGCAGUGAGGCCUAUAUAGAUGAGCAUCUGGCUGUUUUCCAUGCUUUGUAUGUGUCGGACGCUGUCAAGCAGAAAUAUGGUCCCAAAAUACUACUUGGGGAUUAUUUUCUACCACCUAAAGAUAUACAACAGUUGAUCAGAAAGCAGAUGAAAUUCAAAUGGGAGCACGUCAAUGAGAGCAAUAAGGAUGACUCAAACUCAGAUGAAGAAGAGGGUGCUACAUUAGCAAGGCAAGCAGCAGAAGGCAUCAGUCAAUAUGGAAAGGAAAUACGUUGUGAAGGUGAAGAUUAUGUAAAUAUUGCAGCUUUAUCUAAAAUUACAGGAGAGAUUGUGGACUUUGUUCCUGGAAAAGAUGGUUGUGAAGUUGGUAGUAAAAAUAAGGCAAAACCAUGACAGUAUUGAUGAUCAAGUUUACCUCAUUGAAUCAUAUGAGUCUGAAGUUUGGUUCAUCAUCCCCUCUGCUUCAUGAAGGAAAACCAGUAUCCUUGUAUAAUUGAAGCCCCCGUCCCUCCACGCCA
This is a messenger RNA of Ylistrum balloti, 692 nucleotides long. RefSeq names its product telomere repeats-binding bouquet formation protein 2-like. The record is from RefSeq and is a predicted model, not a curated record. Gene Ontology annotation, biological process: homologous chromosome pairing at meiosis; meiotic attachment of telomere to nuclear envelope. The transcript has 6 exons. NCBI's taxonomy places the organism in Eukaryota, Metazoa, Mollusca, Bivalvia, Pectinida, Pectinidae. The coding region runs from base 1 to 567 and encodes 188 amino acids. Gene Ontology annotation, cellular component: nuclear inner membrane.